AUGAAAUUUGUCGCCGCUGACAGAUGCAAUUCACAGUUCGGCAGCGUCGAGUUCUCGCAUCAGAAGAGCGAGGACGACGAGUCGUCGGACAAUUCACCGAAACCCUCUCUGCUCGACUCUGCCGCUGUGGAAUCUCUCUCGCGUCGUGACAGAGGGCGUGAGCGUGCGAGCGAGAACUUUAUCCGCUUGACUGACUCAAGCCGCAUCGUAUCGUUUCGAGGACCCACGUUAGCCCACCCGUCGAAUCCUGUUCGCAUCUCCGACCACCUCUUGAACACGCCAAGUUGCGUCCCUGGUCCUGCGCUGCUGUAUCGCCACAGCGCAGUCACUCGUCAGACACUAUCGGCUUGCACAACGCACAUGCUGAAUGGGAACCACAGCGACGAUUCCAUCGAGCCCGCCACUCCUCCCAAGAACCGUUCGGUAGGAGCUCCGCCACCACGCAUACUGUGCCUCGACUCUAGCCCCGUGAUCAACUCGCCGGCUCGCACGAUCUAUCCCUCGACCAUGCCCGAUCACACCUUUCGUUCUGCCAUGGGCUCCGGCAGUGCUUCUUCUAUGAGUCGCACCACCUUUACCUCUCAGCCCAAGCAGCACGCAAACUGCAACUCCCACGCCAGCUCGAGCAAGAGCAACGGCUCCACGUUUGGUUCCAGCCUCGAUCAAUACAGAUUCGGUGCCAACAAUAACAAGCGGCAUACAAGCGGAUCCGACAAGAGCUCCGAUCUCAGCGAGCCAGAGUCAUCUGCCGGGGAGGAACGCAAGCCAAAGAAGCGACGCCUUGUGCGUGGCGGCGCAACCCGCUCUCAGUCACGCGAUCCGUCCGAGGAGCCAGCCAGCAAACCUCUCAAACAGCAGUCGAAUAGUCGGCCAGCUAAGCAUGAACUGGAUGACGAUGACGACAGUGUACAAGAGAUCCCUCCACCUCCCGCGCGGCAACCUUCCACCACGUCGAUGGCCCCGUCUCGCCCUGCAACCACCCCCUCCACAAGCAACGGCCUUCCUGCACCACUCUCUGACGAAGAGCUCAGAGAAAAGGCGCGUACGAUCAUUAAGGAACGGCCUCUGCUCGAGCCCAAGCGCGUCAUUGCAGCUUUGCGCCAGACUCGGGGUGACAUCCCGAGAGCUGUACACUUGCUCACAAACAGACCGAGCGUAGUCACCACAAAGACCGUCAGCCUCAAGCCCACCAGCAACGGCAUUCAGCGAUCCAGCCCCGCCACCCUCGCAAGCCGACCAGCACAGAACGGUGUCAAGCAGUCCAUUUCGAGCAAUCCAAGCUCUAGAGCCUCGACGCCUUCCAUGUCGCGUGCGCCUUCGCAGUCGACAGCAUCGCAGCCAGUCCCCGUCAAGAAAACUCCACGCGAGACCGUCGAGAUCAGCUCGGACGACGACGAUUCCGACGGUCAAGACCGCGAAGAGAAGGAGGAACGUGCCGCCGUCAAGUGGUUCAACACGGCCGAUGCCAGCGCGCUCAUGGACACCACCAAUUGCAACGCCCAGCAGGCCGAGACCAUCAUCGCACUGCGUCCGUUCGACGACGCCGAAGACAUCGAGGAGAAACUCGGAAGCAAGUCAGCCAAGGGUGUCACUCCGAGGCUCUUCCAUCAAUGCAAAGAUCUCAUGGCCGGCUAUUACGAGGUGGACGAGGUGCUGGCUAGAUGCGAGAAGAUCGGUCGCGAGCUCAGCGACGCCAUGGCUUCGUGGAUGCCCGAUGCCAGUCAAACGGCGUCCAGGCUCGCCUCGCCCGCCCUCGCCGCUUCCUCGGUCAAUGCUUCGGUCGCAGGCUCGCGUGAGGGAACGCCUUCCAGCACGCUCAACCUUUCGUUUAUCAAGAAAGGCGGUUCCUCCAACGACAAAUUCUACCUCGAAGAGCAACCUAAGCUGCUAGCAGAGGGCGUCAAGCUCAAGGACUACCAGCUGGUCGGCGUCAAUUGGCUCCACCUCCUCUACCGCAAAAAGACAAGUUGCAUCCUCGCCGACGAGAUGGGUCUCGGCAAGACCGCACAGGUCAUCGCCUUCUUCGCUCAGCUCAAAGACAUGGGCAUUCGCGGUCCGCAUCUCGUCGUCGCGCCCAGCUCGGUGCUCGAGAACUGGGAUCGCGAGUUUCGCUUCUUUGCACCCUCCAUCAACGUCCGCAAGUACUACGGCAGCCAGAAGGACCGCGUCGAGCUUCGCGAGGAGCUCGCUGAGGAUCCCGACCUCGAGGUCAUCCUCACCACCUACGAGAUGGCAGCGGGAGCACCGCAGGAUCACAGCUUCCUGCGCAAGUUUGGACGUCGUGGCUGCGGUCGCAACGAAUGCAAGCCGGGCUGCGACGAACAGGGAUGUCGAACAGGUGGAUUCGAAGUGUGCGUCUUCGACGAAGGUCACAUGCUCAAGAACCGCAAGUCGCAAAAGUACGAGAAGCUGCUCAAGCUCAAAACGCGCUGGCGUCUGCUCCUCACGGGCACGCCGCUGCAGAACAACCUGCAAGAGUUGGUGUCGCUGCUCAACUUUAUCAUGCCCGAAUACUUUUCCGACGCCGAAGAGGCGCUCGCCGCCAUCUUCAAGGUGAAAGCGGGUGGUCAGCAGAAUCAGCUCUCGAAGCAACGUGUCGAUCGGGCCAAGAAGAUGAUGCAUCCGUUUGUGCUUCGACGUCUCAAGGAUAAGGUGCUGACUGACCUCACUACGAAGACGACGCGCGUCGAGUACUGCGAUAUGACGCCGGUGCAGCGCAAGAUCUACGCCGAGGCUGUGGCCAAGACCAAACGCGUGGCUGCUGCCGAAGCUGAAGCUCAGGUUGCGACGACACGCAAAAAGGCGGCAGCGACGAGCUCGAACAAGGAGAGUGGACACGUGCUCAUGGAGCUGCGCAAAGCGGCUAACCAUCCUCUCUUGUCGCGAAGACUGUUCGACGAGGCCAAGAUCGACGCCAUGGCAAGAGACCUUAUGAAGGAACCCGACUACGCCGACUACAACUUCGAACACGUCAAGGAAGAUCUUCGCAUCAACACGGACGCACAGCUCUCCUUUUCCGCACAAACCUACCCUGCCACCCGCAAGCAUGUCCUUCCCGCAGCCGAAUGGAUGAAGUCCGGCAAGGUGCAGGCACUGCAACGACUCAUCCCCGAGAUCCAAGCCAAGGGCGAUCGCAUCCUCAUCUUCAGCCAAUUCACCAUGGUGCUCGACAUCCUCUGCGUCUGUCUCGAGCACAUGGGUGUCAAGUACGUCGGCUUUACAGGAUCAACGCAGGUGGAAGAUCGACAGGUGUUGGUGGAUCAGUUCACCAACGAUCCUUCCAUCACGGUGUUUCUGCUCUCGACCAAAGCGGGUGGGUUGGGAAUCAAUCUGAUCGCCGCCAACUGGGUGAUCCUGUUCGAUCAAGACUUCAACCCGCACAACGACAAGCAGGCCGCAGACCGGUCGUACCGUAUGGGUCAGACGAAACCCGUCACCGUGGUCAAAUUGCUCAGUCGCGGAACCAUCGAUGAAGACAUCCAUGCGUUGGGAGAACGUAAGUUGGAGUUGGCAGAUCGUGUCUCCGGAGAGGACGAUACAGAAUCGGACGAGGCGGAGCAGAAGAAGGUCGCUCAAACGUUGUUGUCGAGGCUGCGUGACGCUGCUUCUCCCAGCAUCCACGAGAUCAGCGACGACGAUGAAGAUGAGUCAAAGUAG
Molecule: messenger RNA, 3657 nt
Organism: Pseudozyma hubeiensis SY62
Lineage: Eukaryota; Fungi; Basidiomycota; Ustilaginomycetes; Ustilaginales; Ustilaginaceae
Product: DNA-dependent ATPase
Exons: 2
Coding region: 1-3657 (1218 amino acids)
Cellular component (GO): nucleus
Molecular function (GO): ATP-dependent chromatin remodeler activity; ATP binding; chromatin binding
Source: RefSeq, a predicted model, not a curated record